Messenger RNA from Cataglyphis hispanica, 676 nucleotides. RefSeq names its product soma ferritin-like (gene Fer3HCH). NCBI's taxonomy places the organism in Eukaryota, Metazoa, Arthropoda, Insecta, Hymenoptera, Formicidae. The record is from RefSeq and is a predicted model, not a curated record. The coding region runs from base 6 to 521 and encodes 171 amino acids. Gene Ontology annotation, molecular function: ferric iron binding; ferrous iron binding. The transcript has 3 exons. Gene Ontology annotation, biological process: intracellular iron ion homeostasis; iron ion transport. Gene Ontology annotation, cellular component: cytoplasm.
UAAUCAUGAGUUUGGUGCGACAAAACUUCCACGAGGAAUGCGAGGACGGGAUAAACAAACAGAUCAAUUUGGAGUUAUAUGCCAGUUAUGUCUAUCUGUCAAUGGCGUACUACUUUGACAGGAGUGACGUCGCAUUACGGGGCCUGUACAAGUAUUUUAAAAAAGCUUCGGACGAGGAACGCGAGCAUGCUAUGAAAUUCCUGACUUAUCAAAAUAAACGAGGCGGCGACAUCGUGCUGAUGGACAUUCAGGCGCCGACCAGGAGAGAUUGGAACAGCGCGAAAGACGCUAUGACAGAGGCACUACAGCUGGAGAAAAAAGUGAACCAGAAACUACUUGAAUUACACGGGAUUGCUUCGAUGCAUAACGAUGCAAAUUUCAUGGAUUUUCUGGAGACUGAAUUUUUACAAGAGCAAGUGGAUGCGAUAAAAGAGAUAUCUGAUCACGUGACGAAUUUAGAGAGAGUCGGAGAAGGUCUCGGCAUUUUUAUUUUUGACAAGGAGUUGACGGAUCAAGAUUAAUCAAAUAACAUCGUAUUUCAAAAAUCUGCCAAAUUUAAGUAGGAUUUUAGAUAAAUAUUGCAAAACACUGUGUUAAUCAUAUUAUAUCGUAUGAAAAAAGUUGCUAUAAUGUGAUAAGUAUUAAAUAAAAGCAAUAAUAUGCAUAUAUAUAUAUA